AUGUGCGAUAUAGGACCCGACCGCUAUGUCCCCGGCUCCCCCAUCUUCCGCGACGCCAGCAGCCCAACGCCCCACGCCGCCCUCGCGGGGCCUAUAACAUCACCGCCCACCUCAGCCUCCUCCUCCUCGCCUUGCCCCUCCCCCUCUCCCUCCACCAGCACUGCCACCGCCUUCGCCGCCAGCACCGCCGCCCGUAGCACCGCCAACAGCACCAACGCACCAGGAGCAGGAGGAUCAACAGCGUCCAAGAGCCGAGGAGCCAGAGCCAUGACGGCAUCUCUUGCUCAUGCCGCACAGGGUAACCACAACAGCAAUAGCAACAGCAGACCCAACUCCAACUCCAAUUCGAACUCCGGAAAGCCCAAGCCACCGGCUGGUUAUAUGAGUACCAGAUCAGCGGCAAUGAUGGCCCUGGCUUUGGGUCAAACUUCAAGCGGAAGAAGCGACAAGUCCCCGCCAGCCAACCGUGCUGCUUCUCCGGCUCAAUCUCAAUCUCAAUCCCAAUCGCAGUCUCCGCAUCCUGCUGCCAGAAGGAUGUCGAAUGCCUCUUCUCUACCCUGCAAUGUCUCCAGAUCGAAGCCUUCAACUCCAACAGCGUCCAGAGCAGCUGCUCAGCUUAAUGGUUCCAGUGUCUUCUCCGGCGGAAGCAACUCCAGUGGCUCCGACAACGAUGGCUUCAGCACGUCCGGCUCUUCGGCCGCCACAGCUCUCCGGCGGUUGUACUUCAAGAGCGGACGCAGCAUCAAGAACAAGAUCAAUGCCUCAACUUCUUCUGCAACUCCUCUCAAUGGCCUACCCCUGAAUCCCGUGUCCAGUGCUUAUCACAACUCCGUUGCCGGGCCCAUUCACAAUAUGACGACUGCAGGUGGAGUUCCAAAGCUGGUGGUCAUGGGUACCUCGUCCGCCUCCAUACCGGAUACCACCAUCAACACGUCCACGGACUCGGCCUGCACUCUGAUCACGAAUGUGACACACACGGAUACCUCCGAGACGUGCGACUCCCUGGACCUGGGUGACAACUCCGGUCCCAGUGAGCCGCUUUUCAGUUCGCUGGAGGAGCCACUACUCACCGCCGUCCAUAUCGAUUCGGAGCACGAGGGCUUUGGAGGAAUGGGAGGCGCCAGUGGACGCGUUGCCACUGAGCUGGAACUAACGAGCUGUUCAAGGUAUCCGCCCAGGCCCGACAUGAAUCUCCAGGACAGCGUCGAGAGCCAGGAGUCAUGUUUGUCCAUCCUGACCGGCGAGCCGUCUUCCACCACACCACUUCUCUCCUCGCAGCGGCGCCACCCGGCGGGCGGUCACUCGCCAGGCAGCCAGCGGGAUGAGCGUAGGGAGCGCAAGGAACGAGAGCCCAGCACGGCUCCACCGCCCACUCGAGUCCGGGAGCACUUCACCUUCGAUCCCCCGCAGUCACCAAAGUCGGCGCGCAGCAGCGAAAAGUCCGCCAGCCACUUUUCCUUCAAGAACUAUGGUAAUGAGUCGGGAAAGGAGGCGGGAGUGGGCUUGGGAGCAGGAUCUGGAGCAGGAGGAGGAGGAGGACCUGGAUCCGGGGCUGGGGGCAAUGGAGGCGUGGCUGCCAGCGAGGGCGAUGAGGAGGAUGACGAGCGCAGUGGAGAUAGCGUUAGCAAUCGCAGCAAGAAGCUGCGUCCCCGGGAGCGUGACCCCAACCACAUCUCGCCCAGUGUGUCGCCGUCACACAGUCGCCGUGCAAGUCCGAAGCGGGAGAAGCGCAGGACGACGCCCAUAGCCUCCACGGGUGCCAUAGCCAAGGUCAGCUCGGCGCCGCCCACAAUGAAGGACGUGAAUUUCUUCGGGAGCUCAGGGAAGCAAAAGCAGAGGCAAUCCCAAAAUGUUCCACCCCAUCAGCUGUCUCCAUCCUCCCAGCAGAGGAAGUACUCUUCCAGUUCAUCGAGUGGAAGCAGUGAGCGCUGCUUGAGAGAAGCCACCGGACCCGGAACCAUGUUCCCCUUCGAUCGGGAGGCUUUGGACUACGAGCGCAUCCAGAGGGAGUGCUUUGCCCCGAGCUCCACGACGGCCAGCAACAGCAGUGAUUCGGAGGCGGAAAACUGUUCCGUGUAUGAACGGAAAUCUGGGGCAGACAUUUUCCAGCAGUACUCGCGGUUGAGCCACCAGGAGCAACUGCAGCAGCAUUACCAAGAGCAGCGAGACUGGGAGCGGGAUCGUCCGCCCUCGCGUAAGAAUUCCAAGCGUAUCCGGCCGGAUUCGGUGAUCCAUACGACCAUUCGGGAGAAUCAGCAGUAUGUGCCGCAGUCGGAUGCCUUCUAUCCCCAGGCCAAGUCCUCCUCUUCGCCCAGCGAUCAUUCCUAUGCCGAACUGAACAAGUUCGAGGACAUUGCCAGUAAGUUUGAGCAGAUCCCGCCCAAGCUCGGCUCCGGCUCCGGAUCGGUGUCCGGAUCCCUGUUGAAUCUGCAUCACAUGAUGCCCAGUCCGGGCAGCGAGUCCGCCGUCAGUCCCACGGACUCCUCUCGCCGGAGAUCCUUCAAGAGCAAGCAGCGGCAUCAGAAGGAGGAGCACUUCUACAUCCAGACGGAGGAUCGAAACAGCGCAGGCAGUGCCAGUGGCAACGGACCCAUCAACGUGACCGCCAAUCCCCUGGAGGCAGCCGCCGUCUGCAAACAGCCACGCGCCACCAUCGUCGUCCAGCAGUUAAAUUCCAUUUACAAGUCUAUAAAUCCGGUGAAGCAGUGA
Messenger RNA from Drosophila eugracilis, 2709 nucleotides. RefSeq names its product endochitinase A-like. NCBI's taxonomy places the organism in Eukaryota, Metazoa, Arthropoda, Insecta, Diptera, Drosophilidae. The transcript has 7 exons. The coding region runs from base 1 to 2709 and encodes 902 amino acids. The record is from RefSeq and is a predicted model, not a curated record.